Penicillium macrosclerotiorum is the source of this 1518-nucleotide messenger RNA. Its product is annotated as amp dependent CoA ligase. Gene Ontology annotation, biological process: secondary metabolic process. Gene Ontology annotation, molecular function: CoA-ligase activity. NCBI's taxonomy places the organism in Eukaryota, Fungi, Ascomycota, Eurotiomycetes, Eurotiales, Aspergillaceae. The coding region runs from base 1 to 1518 and encodes 505 amino acids. The transcript has 11 exons. The record is from RefSeq and is a predicted model, not a curated record.
AUGACACAGUACAAUCCAGACGAGGUUCAGGCAUCCAAGAUCGUCCAUACUGAGACCUUUUCCGAAGACACCAUCACGUAUGGCUCUCUCCGCGAUCAAGCCGGCCGUGCUGCAUGGGGCUUGCAGAAAAAGUUGGGUCUUCAGCCAGGAGAUACAUUACUAGCAUUGGUCAACAACUCCAAUGCUUUUGUUCUCCUCGCACAUGCGACGUGGUGGGCAGGUGCCAUUUUCGCACCUUUGAAUACGGCGGCAACUCGCGAUGAUAUCUCGCAUAUUCUCAAGAUCACCAAGCCAACGCAUGUUGCUACUAUUGAAGAGAAGCUUGGCACAGUCCAGGAUGCUUUGGCUUCCCUGCCAAUGACGAACACCAAGAUUUUGACUGUUCGUUGCAAGAAGGAGAAUCUGCCACAGUUCCCGGACGAUAUUAUCGGUAGACGACCUACAGAGAGCAUCAAGCCCUAUGACCUUCAGGGUCGAAGCUCUAAAGAUGUUCCUAGCACCAUUUGCUUUUCCUCUGGAACAACUGGAAAGAUGAAAGGUGUCCAACUCUCUCAUUACAACCUAAUCACGAACACCAUAACAAUGCGUGUCUCCAUGCCAACCAGGGUUAACUCAAAUGUCCGUGAGGUCUUUUUUGCUCCUUCGGUGGUCUCUGGAAUGUGGGCUGGAGCCCAGUACACCGCGCUUCCAGCUUUUGACUUGGAAACGUUCUGUCAAAAGUCGAGCGAAAUGAAGGUUACAGACCUGCAUAUUGUUCCUCCAGUGGCGCUUCUACUCGCCACAUCACCCGUUGCUCAGAAGUAUGAUCUGGCUUCUUUGGAGAGAAUUGUCAUUUCAGCCGCCCCAUUGAAGAAAGCAGUGCAGCUUCUACUCAAGAAGCGACUUCCACAUACCAGCAUCUGCCAAGGUGAACACCAUCUACCUCCAAAGCAAGGGUAUUUUGCUAAUAUUAGAACAAAAGGAUAUGGACUCACUGAGUGUACUGGAGGAGUUAUACAUCAGAUAGAUGAAGAGGAGCAUGCUUUCGGAUGCGUUGGAAAGCUCUUCGCAGGGGUUGAGGCCCGCCUAGUCGACCCGAAAACAAAUAAGGACGUUUCUCUGGGCAAAGAGGGCGAACUAUGGAUCCGUGGCCCAAUAAACAUGAUGGGCUAUGUCGGUGACAGUGAAGCAACGCAAAAGACCUUUUCAGAGGGGUGGAUCAGAACAGGAGAUAUUCUGAAGAUGGACGAAAACCAGAACUUCUGGGUUACUGAUCGUCUCAAGGAGAUGAUCAAGUACAAGGGGUUCCAAAUUGCCCCCUCCGAGCUUGAGGAUAUGCUCCUGCGUCAUCCAGAUGUGAUUGACGCCGCAAAUGUCCUCGAUGCGAUCAGGGCUUGGAUGGACAACCAGCUGGCAGGCUACAAAAAGCUCAGAGGAGGUGUCUUCCAUCUGCAGAGUCUGCCCAAAACACCGACUGGUAAGAUUCUGAGGAGGCUUUUGCCUGCAAAGUUGAAUGAGCUGCGGGAGGCGAAGCUUUAG